AUGGCGAGCUUUGGCCGGAUGGUAGCCUGGGACCGCAGCCAGUCCACAGGUACCUCGUGGUCAGUGUGCCCGAGAUCCCAGCUGAACUCUGUGCCCGACUCCCGUUCCCCAAGCUACAGGAACUAUUGCUAUUCUGAUGCCAGAAAAUUAGCAUUUCCCCAAAGCAGCUUUCAACCCACUGACAGACUAUCCUUUGACAUGGCCUUUCUGAGCAAUGGGAAGAGCAUGAUGUUGCGGGGUCCAGAUGAAGAAGCUGUUGUCGAUCUUGGCAAAACAAGCUCAACUGUCAACACCAAGUUUGAAAAAGAAGAACUAGAAAGUCAUCGAGCCGUAUAUGUCGGUGUGCAUGUCCCAUUUAGUAAAGAGAGUCGUCGACGGCAUCGACAUCGUGGACACAAACAUCAUCACCGGAAAAGAAAAGAUAAAGACUCAGAUAAAGAAGAUGGACGGGAAUCUCCUUCUUAUGACACACCAUCCCAGAGAGUCCAGUUUAUCCUUGGUACUGAAGAUGAUGAUGAAGAACAUAUUCCACAUGAUCUCUUCACGGAAAUGGAUGAACUGUGCUACAGAGAUGGGGAAGAGUAUGAGUGGAAAGAAACUGCCAGAUGGCUGAAAUUUGAAGAGGAUGUUGAAGAUGGUGGUGACCGGUGGAGUAAACCUUAUGUGGCAACUCUCUCUUUGCACAGUCUUUUUGAACUAAGAAGUUGCAUCCUAAAUGGAACAGUAAUGCUGGAUAUGAGAGCAAGCACUCUAGAUGAAAUAGCAGAUAUGGUGCUAGACAACAUGAUAGCUUCUGGCCAACUGGAUGAGUCCAUAAGAGACAACGUCAGAGAAGCUCUUCUGAAGAGACAUCAUCAUCAGAAUGAGAAAAGAUUCACCAGUCGGAUUCCCCUGGUUCGAUCUUUUGCAGAUAUAGGCAAGAAACAUUCUGACCCUCACUUGCUUGAAAGGAAUGGUAUUUUAGCCUCUCCACAGUCAGCACCUGGAAACUUGGAUAACAGUAAAGGUGGAGAAGUUAAAGGUAAUGGAAGUGGAGGAAGCAGAGAAAACAGUACUGUUGACUUCAGCAAGGUUGACAUGAAUUUCAUGAGAAAAAUUCCUUCGGGAGCUGAGGCCUCCAAUGUUCUGGUGGGAGAAGUAGACUUCUUGGAAAGACCUAUCAUUGCGUUUGUGAGGCUGGCCCCUGCUGUGCUGCUCUCAGGGCUGACUGAGGUCCCUGUCCCGACAAGGUUUUUGUUUCUACUGUUGGGUCCAGCAGGCAAGGCACCACAGUACCAUGAAAUUGGAAGAUCAAUAGCUACUCUCAUGACUGAUGAGAUUUUUCAUGAUGUAGCUUAUAAAGCAAAGGACAGAAAUGACCUCUUAUCUGGAAUUGAUGAAUUUUUAGAUCAAGUAACUGUCCUACCUCCAGGAGAGUGGGAUCCUUCUAUACGUAUAGAGCCACCAAAAAGUGUUCCUUCUCAGGAGAAGAGAAAGAUUCCUGUAUUUCCCAAUGGAUCUGCCCCCAGCUCGGGCGAGAUUACUAAAGAUGCUGCUCAUCAUGCUGGGCCUGAGUUACAAAGGACUGGACGGCUUUUUGGUGGUUUGAUACUUGACAUCAAAAGGAAAGCACCUUUUUUCUUGAGUGACUUCAAGGAUGCAUUAAGUCUGCAGUGCCUGGCCUCGAUUCUUUUCCUAUACUGUGCCUGUAUGUCUCCUGUAAUCACUUUUGGAGGGCUGCUUGGAGAAGCUACAGAAGGCAGAAUAAGUGCAAUAGAGUCUCUUUUUGGAGCAUCAAUAACUGGGAUUGCCUAUUCAUUGUUUGCUGGGCAACCUCUAACAAUAUUGGGGAGCACAGGUCCAGUUUUAGUGUUUGAAAAAAUUUUAUUUAAAUUCUGCAGAGAUUAUCACCUUUCCUAUCUGUCUUUAAGAACCAGUAUUGGUCUGUGGACUUCUUUCUUGUGCAUUGUUUUGGUUGCAACAGAUGCAAGCAGCCUUGUGUGUUAUAUUACUCGAUUUACAGAAGAAGCAUUUGCAGCUCUCAUUUGCAUAAUAUUUAUCUAUGAGGCUUUGGAGAAGCUCUUUCACUUAGGAGAAAUAUACACAUUUAACAUGCACAACAAUUUAGAUGAACUGACCAACUAUUCGUGUGUAUGUGCUGAACCUCUAAACCCUAACAAUGCAACUCUGAUGCUGUGGGAGGAAAAGAAUGUAACAGCAAGUGAUAUUUUAUGGGGGAAUCUCACUGUUUCGGAAUGUAAAGCCUUUCAUGGGUCAUUUGUAGGAUCAGCUUGUGGCCCUCAUGGACCUUAUAUCCCAGAUGUGCUGUUUUGGUGUGUCAUUUUAUUUUUCACAACAUUUUUUCUGUCUUCAUUCCUCAAGCAAUUUAAGACCAAGCGCUAUUUUCCAACCAAGGUGCGAUCGACAAUCAGUGACUUUGCUAUAUUUCUCACAAUAGUAAUAAUGGUUGCAAUUGACUACCUUGUAGGAGUUCCAUCUCCUAAACUUCACGUUCCUGAGAAAUUCCAGCCUACGGAUCCAAAUAGGGGCUGGAUCAUAAGCCCACUGGGAGAAAAUCCUUGGUGGACUUUGUUGAUCGCUGCUAUUCCGGCUUUACUUUGUACCAUUCUUAUCUUUAUGGAUCAACAAAUUACAGCUGUAAUCAUAAACAGGAAGGAGCACAAAUUGAAGAAAGGAGCUGGCUAUCACCUUGAUUUGCUCAUGGUUGGUGUGAUGUUGGGAGUUUGCUCUGUCAUGGGACUUCCAUGGUUUGUAGCUGCAACAGUGUUGUCAAUAAGUCAUGUCAACAGCUUGAAGGUUGAAUCGGAAUGUUCUGCUCCAGGGGAACAACCCAAAUUUUUGGGAAUUCGUGAACAACGGGUUACAGGGCUACUGAUUUUUGUUCUGAUGGGCCUGUCUGUAUUCAUGACUUCAGUACUAAAGUUUAUUCCAAUGCCUGUUCUGUAUGGUGUUUUCCUUUACAUGGGAGUUUCCUCAUUAAAAGGAAUUCAGCUUUUUGAUCGGAUAAAAUUAUUCGGAAUGCCUGCUAAGCACCAGCCUGACUUGAUAUACCUGCGUUAUGUGCCUCUCUGGAAAGUUCACAUUUUUACAGUCAUUCAGCUCACUUGUCUGGUUCUUCUGUGGGUGAUAAAAGCAUCAGCUGCUGCAGUAGUUUUUCCCAUGAUGGUUCUUGCAUUAGUCUUUAUUCGCAAACUCAUGGACCUAUGCUUCACAAAGAGAGAAUUGAGUUGGCUUGAUGAUCUCAUGCCAGAAAGUAAGAAAAAGAAAGAAGAUGACAAAAAGAAAAAAGAGGAAGAGGAAGCUGAACGAAUGCUUCAAGGUGAUGGUGACACUGUGCACCUUCCAUUUGAAAGAGGAAGUCUCCUGCAAAUUCCAGUUAAGGCCCUGAAAUACAGUGUUGACCCCUCAGUUGUUAACAUAUCAGAUGAAAUGGCCAAAACUGCACAGUGGAAGGCACUUUCCAUGAACACUGAGAAUGCCAAAGUAACCAGACCUAACACGAGCCCUGAAGCACCUGUGAGUGUGAAAAUAGAUGUUGAAGAUGAACCAACAAAGAAAUACAUGGAUGCUGAAACUUCGUUAUAGAAUUGAACCAAGAAGAAUUUUAUAUAUAUACAGAUACACAGAUAUAUAUAUACAUACAUGUAUUCACCUUAUAUAUAUAUAUGAUGUGUGUGUGUUUCAUGUCACUAUAUACAAUGAUACUGAAUGUCAUGCUGUUUAUGCAUGACUACUGGGAUUUUUGAAGUAGUGUCUCAAGUUUGUUAAGAGCACCUUGGAGACUGUGUAUAUAAUGAAGUGGUCUCUUAGAAGUGAGGUACAUGGCUCUUACUAUCCAAAUAUUUAUUCUGUUGAAAAUUUUUUCCCUACAUCAUUUCCUACAAUGAUGUAGCGAAAGGCAUUCAGUCUAUUUUUCUUAAAAAUUGUUUCUCAUUGGCAAUUCUUACCAACCUUAAGUGAUAUGUAUUAAUAAUUUGUACUUGACUUACUAAAUUUUUUCACUUAUUACUUCAUUUCUAUUAGUGCUUUUGGGCAGAAAAGGAAGUCUCUGCCAUUGCUCGGGAGAAAUGGUGACAUGCCCAAGCUUCUCUGUGCGCUUCACUUAUGUGGCUGUCCGUCACAGGUGUGGGGUUUUUUUCAUCUAUAGAAGUCGAACAAUGGAAACUUUCUGGAGAAGAACAAUAGUGUUGACCUUUGUUUUUUAAUUGAAAAAUAAAUCGUAGACCCUCUGCAUUUAGGGUUCCAUUCAUAUAGGCAAGUAAAAUUGCAGGUGAUUUUAUAAUUAGCCCCCAUACUAGCUAUAAUGUUUUGAAUUUUAGAAGCUAUAAAAUGCCAAUUUAUAAUAAAUUUUGUUGCCUUUGUAGAAUUUUUUCUGAUCCUAGUACUUUAUUAGAACCCAGAAUGCCCACUCUGUUCUUUGCCUUAGCUGUCUUUCACUUAAAAUGUGGUUUAGUAUAUAUCAGGUUCAAGUUCUUGAGUGUUUUUCUAAGUAGUAUGAUUAAAUAAUCAGGAGUCAGAAUUCUCUUAAAAGGGUUGAUGAUCAGUAUUACUUUACCCUAAUAAGAAUUACCUUUCAUUUUCUGUUUACGUUGUUUUCUUUCUAUUGAUUGUAUAGGUAGUAUUUAAUAGAUUGUUAUUGGUGAUUUCAAUUUAAAAUAUUUUAUUUAUUUUAAUUGAUAUGCUUAAUUAUUAUAUAAACAUUUGAAAAGGUAACAAAUACAAAGUAAAUUGUUAAUGUAAAUAAUUGGUGCUCACUUGCAUUUAUGUUUUUUUAUCUGAAUGCAGUUGACAGAUUUUACAUCUUUGAUAUAAAGCACUGCCAUAUUUGUACUUUAAAAAAGAAAUUUAGGCAUUUUAUGUAUAGCUCAGAUUGAUGGCAUUCUUCCUAUUUUGUGUUAGCAUUUGUUGUUUAGUGUUUUGAGUUUUGAGCUUUUUAACUUGUAGCAAGUUUUUUUUAGUCAUCUUUUAUAUACUCUUAGCUCUACAUGAAAUAAAUAAAUGUUGUUCUUGUUAAGCCUGUAGGACUGGAUGAAUGGAGUUGUGAAACUGAUCUGGCAUGAGGAUAGUUUAUAACAACCAAAUAAGUAUUGAGAAGCCACAGAAAUAUCAAAAAUGGUGAUGUGAAUAUUAGGAUGAAAAUUUUUAUGAGAUUUCAGUGCUCUCUUUAAUCACUUGUAAUUGAAGUACAUAAAUAUUAAGAAUUGAUCUUCUAGAGGAUCAUGAGGAAUGCCAAAAGCUGGUAUUUUAGUAAUUUUAAAGUGUUUUGAUGCAUACUAACUACUUAAAUAACUAAUGUAAUUCCCCCUUCUGAGACCAUAUUGUCACAUUCUGGUUACAAUAAUGGAUCCAGCCUCUGCCUUCAAUGAGAGGUUGGAAAUGUAGCUACUUUUCUUUACAAAAUAUAGCUGGCAUAAUUUGGUACUGCCUGAAAGAAUUUUUGACUCUCUCAGCAACUGAGAUAGAAUAUUAGCCGCUACCUGCGGUGCUUGUACUGUGUGUGAGCUUCCAUUGACGUGAUUCUUUUUCACUCACAGCAGCAGCAGCAGCAUUUCCAAAGACCCCAGUAUUUGCUGCUAUUUUUAAAGCUCCCCUGGUGGCCUGAACAGGAGGUUUCCUCACAUAAUUUCCUCGUGUUUGGACAUCAUAGGGCUAACAAAUGUACUUAUUUACAGCAAGGGAUUUUAAAAUUUAAACUGAAAACUACCUGGGAUCAUAGUGUUUCUGUGAUAUUAUUUAACUGUGUAUAAUAAUUGUCUGGUGCCAGAAAAACCAUAACUUACAAAAUUAGUUUGCACUCAAAAAAUGUUUUUACUGUUUCUGAUUGUUAAAUGGUUUCUGUUUUCUUUUGACUACUUGACUUACAAAAUUAUCUGAUAUGACUACUCCAUUGAAAAGCAAAAAUAACUCCUGUUUGAGUAAUUCACUGCUUAUUUUAUGUGGUAAUGAUAUUUUGCCACUCUGAAAAAUAGCAAUCAUGGAUAACAUUCAAUUGUAAGACAGUGAAAAAUACAACUUACUACAUAUAUUGACUUUUAAAUGUUGCCUUAACAUAGGUGUAAAUGAGCAGUAGUAAUUGCUGUGUACUGAUAUUUACCUCAAGGUGCAAAAUAGUUGAAACUGUACAUACUCCAUUUGCAAAAUAAAUUCAUAUAAUCAGCCCUGCACUUUCUUAGAUGCCUUGGUUUCCAGAAUGGAGCUUAGUGCUACUGAAUACCCUGGCCACAGAGCCGCCUCAGGAUAUCUUCUCUCCACCUAUUUUAUUUAUUUAUAGAUGCUGUUUACAAAGACUAUAAUGGAUCCUGAUGUUGACCAUCUGAAAUUUACUUUCUUUUGAUUGCUGUUUCACUCUAAAAUAGCAGCUUUUGAGAAAACAAUGAACUAAACUUCCUUAUGAUAAAAGUAUGAUUCUGUAUAUUCUAUAAUCAUAUUAGACAUGCUGAAAUGAAACACAGUCUUUUACUGCAUGUGUGUGAGUUUGUGUGAAUGAUGUUAUUAUCAAUCUUAAAUCUCCUAAGUUUAAAAACUGUGGCACACAAUGUUCAUAUUUGCCAAGUUUUCAGUAGAAUUUUUUAUGUGUUAAUAUAUGUAUUUAUAAAGCAGAUUUCUUUACCACUCAAAGUUAUUAACCUUGGUUUUUGACAUAAAAAAAAUUUCUGUUUGUCUACAUACUUAAAAAUUUAUGGAUGUAUAUAAUGACUUUCUAAUUUUUUCCUUUCAUUGAGACAGGUUCAAAAUUCUGUAAAAAACAAAGUUUCUGAAACUGAGGUCUGACACCAGAACUGCUGUUUUAAAAGUUAACAUCAUGUAUGUCAGUUUUGUAAAUGUACUCAACAGUCUUACCAUGUGAAUUCAAUUUUAAUGUGCUCAGAUUUCAGAUGUGUAAGCCAUUAAUAUAGCACUGUAAUUAAAAAAUGUUUAAAUUAAAUAACUUAAUGUUUUAAAUAUAUUUAUGUAGAUCAUAUCAUUGUUAAUUAUAUUCAGUACAAAUAUGUGAAAUGUUUUUUGGUUUAGACCAAUUAUUUUUUAAAACAAAAAUUUUAAGACUUCAAGGACAUUCAAAGUUUAUAAUAAUAGUGUUCAAAAUCUGGCAAUUUUAAUAUAAAUUGGGUCUCUUCUAGCUUUUCAAAAAGUAAUAUAAGCAAUGAUAGGAGAACAUAGCUUGGAAAUAGAAGCAUCUAAAGAUCAUUUAAAAAAUUUUAAUUUAAUUACCACAUAUUGACUUUCGCAGUUUUUUCAGUCAGAUUUUUUUUUGUGUGCAUUAAUUGUUUUUGUGUGUGUGUGUUGUGGCUUUUCGUUUAUUGCUUUAUGUUAAUUUUUUUCUUUUGUAGGGGAGGGUUAUCUUCCAGUGUUUACUACAUUUCAAUAAAUAGAAAUUGAUUUUCAUUGUUCAUUUAUAUAAUAUUUGAUAGCUUGUUAUAAUUUCAGAGCACAUUCUAAUUUUUAUGACUUUUAUAAUUAUAAUGACAAUAUGUUCUUUUGUAAUAAAAUCCAAAGUAAAUUAAGCUUUUAAAAUGUAGAACUGAUAUUUUUCAUUUAUAUGAAGUACUGGUCUUGGUCCAAGUCUAUAAUGUGAAUGAUCCUGCCUUUCAAAUUUGUUUCAUAAUUGUUAGAAGAAAACUAUUUUUUGGAGAUGUUAUUGAAGUUGAACAAGCAAUAAAAGUCUACUUA
Condylura cristata (star-nosed mole) is the source of this 7668-nucleotide messenger RNA. RefSeq names its product solute carrier family 4, sodium bicarbonate cotransporter, member 7 (gene SLC4A7). Bases 1 to 3585 code for a protein of 1194 amino acids. Gene Ontology annotation, biological process: bicarbonate transport; regulation of intracellular pH; transmembrane transport. Lineage: Eukaryota; Metazoa; Chordata; Mammalia; Eulipotyphla; Talpidae. Gene Ontology annotation, cellular component: apical plasma membrane; basolateral plasma membrane; plasma membrane. The transcript has 27 exons. Gene Ontology annotation, molecular function: solute:inorganic anion antiporter activity; monoatomic anion transmembrane transporter activity; sodium:bicarbonate symporter activity. The record is from RefSeq and is a predicted model, not a curated record.